This is a messenger RNA of Pantherophis guttatus, 1751 nucleotides long. NCBI's taxonomy places the organism in Eukaryota, Metazoa, Chordata, Lepidosauria, Squamata, Colubridae. The record is from RefSeq and is a predicted model, not a curated record.
UGAAAUAAGAAAUCUUUCUUCCACUUCACCUUCUCACAUUUUCUUCACACUAUACACAGGGUUGGAGGCUCCAUCAGGAACACACCAUGUUGCUACAUCUGCUGCUUCUUCUGUGGACCCAGGGAGUCUGGGCUGUACUCAGAGCCAAAUGCCUCCUGACCCUACAGAGAGAAGAACGCGAUCCAAAGAAUCAUUAUAGACCAGGAGACCUUUACAUCGGUGGCAUAAUCUCUGAAGUCAAGACUCUUUUUAAUCAAGUAACUUUCAAAAGAAGGCCUUCUUCUCAAUUAUAUGCGAAUUCAAUGAUGGAACAUUCAAAAAUGCUAUCCUUCAUUCUGGCCAUCCAAGAGAUCAACCAGGAUUCCCAUCUCUUGCCCAACAUCACCCUGGGUUACACUAUCUAUGAUAAUUUUGACAAUGCAGGUCAUACUUCAGAGGCUUUGCUGGACCUGCUUUCAGAGGGGGAGGCCACUGUCCCCAACUACAGUUGUGGGAGACAGAGAAGCCCAUUGGCUGUCCUUGAAGGCACUGAAACCGGUUUCUCCAUCCAGAUAUCAUCCAUGUUGGGCACCUACAAAAUCCCACAGAUUAGCUACAAUUUUGUUUCCCAGGUUCUGAGGGAUAAAACUCAGUUUCCUUUCUUCUACCCGAUGCUCCCUGCUGAAGGAUUCCAGUAUUCAGGGAUGGUCAAGCUUCUCCUCCAUUUCAGGUGGACUUUGGUUGGUCUGAUUGCCAUCGACACCGAGAAGGGGGAGAAAUUCCUGACCGUCUUGACUUCCAUGCUGAUUAAGAACGGCAUCGCUCCAGGAAAGCAAAGGCUGGAUCGUCACCAGUUUAGGCUGUUUCAUACUUACGUGGGGCGUUUUAAAGGAAAAUCCUUUAUGUGCUCAGAAACCAAGGAUGCCUUUUCUGUGACGGUCUGGAGACGAUGCAGAGAGAGAGAAAAACUACAGUCUCGUCCCCAACAGAUGAAGGAUCAGAUCCUUUCUCUAGACAAUUAUAUCAUUUACAACACCAUCUGGGCUGUGGCACGAGCCUUACAUGCAGCCUUGUUGACCAAAUCCAAGAGGAGAAAGAUGGAAGGUGGGAAGAGCAUAAAAACCCCACGACUGAGGCCUUGGCAGAACAACUCACUUCACAGAGUGAAUUUGGGCAGCGUAGAAAAACGGGGAUCCCUGGAUUUCAAGCUUAUGGCCAAUCCAAAGGCUUUGGAAGAGUUGGAUAAGCUGAAAAAGCCCCUGCCUCCUUCCAGGUGUGUGGAAAGCUGCAAUCCUGGAUACAGGAAGGUGCAACAGGAAGGAAAGCCCAUUUGCUGCUACAACUGUCUUCGCUGUCUUGAAGGAACCAUCUCCAUCAUGGAAGAUGCAGAAAAAUGCAGCAAAUGUCCAGCAGAUCAACAUCCAAACAACAACCGAGAUCACUGUAUUCCAAAGAUUAAAGCUUUUCUAUCCUAUCAAGAACACUUGGGGAUCAUCUUGACUUCCAUUGCCUUGUUCCUCUCUUUCAUCACAUGCUUUAUCUUGGGAACCUUCAUUAAAUUCCAAGACACUCCCAUAGUCAAAGCCAACAAUCGGGACCUCUCUUAUAUCCUUCUUGUUUGUCUCCUGUUUUCCUUCUUCACCCCCUUUUUGUUCAUUGAUCAGCCAAGGAGAGUCACCUGCCUUCUACGACAAACAGCCUUCAGCAUCAUCUUCUCUGCUGCCAUUUCUUCUGUCUUGGCCAAAACGAUCACAGUGUGUGUCACCCGGUGA